AUGCCGCCCCGCUAUACCCGCCGCUUGGCACUCCUAGCGGUGGCCAUAUUCGUGGCCGUUGGUCUCUUUAUUGUUGAGCAACGACCCCAGCACUCGCUUGAACCGCACGCGUUUCCCUCCCUAUACAAUUUGGUGCAUGAGGUGCAAGAACCUCUGAAGGAAGGUGAGUCGGCAGCGCCACAUUCUGAUCACGAUGAGCUCGAACUCGACCCCUGUACGGUGCUCUCUCCUCAUAAGGGCUUUAUUGACUUGCGUGGCUUGUCAGUGGUGGCUGGCCAUGGCCACGAUGUGAAACAACUUCUGUGGUCUGCCAAAGGCUACGACUCUGGUCAUAACUAUACCGUGGGCGUGUGUCUGGGUGCCAUAAAGAGACACCUUCUACCGAAUGUAGAGGUUGUAGACUCGCUAAACGCCUCUCAGGUUGGGGCGUACUAUAUUGACCAGGAAACAGGUCGCUAUAUUCUGAUGGGCCAGGUAUCUACAAGACCCAUGUUCAAGGGCAAGAAACUCACCUUGACUUAUGAGAACGGAUCAAAUUGCAAUGGGAUGACGUUCAAAGAUGGCACCCCUCUUAGAAGGAGAACCAUACUCACGUUUACUUGUGACAGAGAUAUGUUAACUAAAGCACAUGUAUCCUACGUUGCCGCGGUCGACGAGUGUACGUACUUCUUCGAGGUUCGCUCUCACCUAGCGUGUCCUACAGCAGCUAAAGCUGACAACCUAGCUGCCAUUUGGAUAUUUGUUCUCAUCUUGUUGGCCGCUUUGCUCGUUUAUUUAUCUGGUGGAAUUUUCUACAAAGCGUUGAAGCAACGCCAAUCACUGCAUUCAUAA
Candidozyma auris is the source of this 831-nucleotide messenger RNA. RefSeq lists its product as uncharacterized. Bases 1 to 831 code for a protein of 276 amino acids. Lineage: Eukaryota; Fungi; Ascomycota; Pichiomycetes; Serinales; Metschnikowiaceae. Gene Ontology annotation, biological process: vacuolar transport. The transcript has a single exon. The record is from RefSeq and is a predicted model, not a curated record.